Molecule: messenger RNA, 639 nt
Organism: Anopheles marshallii
Lineage: Eukaryota; Metazoa; Arthropoda; Insecta; Diptera; Culicidae
Product: solute carrier family 66 member 3
Exons: 3
Coding region: 1-639 (212 amino acids)
Source: RefSeq, a predicted model, not a curated record
AUGGGUUUGCUGGACGAAAGUGGAAUUCUGUACGUGAUAGCGGAUGUGCUGUCGAUCGUUACCAUCGCAUCAUGUCUGGUGUCGAAGGUACCGCAAAUACAAACCGUCCGGCAGCUGCAGUCUGCCAAAGGGCUGAGCGUGAACGGACUGCUAAUGGAACUAUGCAGCUACACCGUCACAAUGUUGUACAACUACACCAAUGGGUAUGCGUUCCUGUCCUACCUGGAAUAUCCAAUUCUGCUCGUGCAAGAGUACGUGCUAGUGUACUACGUACUGCGUUAUGAGUCGUUGCUUGGCAACCGUGCAUACCAGUGGGGGGCGAUCUAUGUGGCAGUAUUUAUUGGUUUUGCUACCACAAUUAUACCUUCCUCACUGCUGAUGAUGCUUGUGCCAUUCACUACCCCCGUCGGUGCAACAAGCAAGGUAAUGCAGUUGAUCGCCAUCUUGCGUUCGAAGGAUUCACAAUCGGUUAGCUUGAUCACGUGGGGCAUUUCGGCGUUUACCAACUCAACUCGCAUCUACACGAUCAUGCUGGACUCUGGUGACAAAAUGUUGUUGGCCAACUUCGGCAUCUCUACCGUGCUGAGCAGCUCUGUAUUGCUGGCCGCGUGGUACUACAAAAAACCAAAGAAGGAUUAA